ACAAAAAUUAUAUUUGUAAUUGUUGUUUUUAGUUUAAAACUUCGGUAUUUAAAUAUUUGUAUAUUUUAUACGCAAAACAAUAAAUGCCUCCUUUAAAACCAGUUUCUAUUAUAACUUCUCAAUAUCUGCGUAAAAUGGGUUUGCCACAGGCUAUUCCCAUAGGCACUGGUUAUACUCAUUACUGUGAUUGUGGCACCAAACGUCGCAUAUAUCCCGAUAAAGUACGUUUAGGUUUUAUACCUGACAACUGGUUUCAAUUUUUCUAUCCUAAAACGGGUAAAACAGGACCCUAUAUGUUUGGUCUUGGUUUACUGAAUUAUCUAUUCUCCAAAGAAAUCUAUGUGUGCGAGCAUGAAUUCUAUACGGGCCUCUCCUUGGGCAUAAUGUGUGUGGUGGCUGUAAAAAAGUUGGGUCCAAAAUUUGCUCAAUAUUGUGAUAAAGAAAUUGAAAAAUUCGAAAAUAACUGGAAGAAACAACAUGAAGCUGAACUAAAAGCUUUACAAGACAUGAUUGAUCGUGAAGAAUUAGAACAAUGGAGAGCGGAAGGUAGUUUAUUGUUAAUGCAGGCCAAAAAAGAGAAUAUUGCAUUGCAAUUGGAAGCUGCUUAUAGAUCAGCUAUUAUGCAGGUUUAUAAAGAUGUUAAAAAUCGUUUGGAUUACCAAGUCGCUUGUCGUAAUGUUGAACAGCGUAUAAAUCAUAAACAUAUGGUAUCGUGGCUUGUGAAGGAGGUUACCAAAAAAUUGCCAGAAAAUGUCGAUAAGAAAUUGUUGGCGAAACAUAAAGAAGAUUUAAGUGCUUUGGCGUUAAGAGUUAAAUAGAGGAUGUUCGAAUUUCUAUAUUUUUUAAAUACAUUAUCAAUAUAUUUUAUGGAGUAUG
Molecule: messenger RNA, 876 nt
Organism: Lucilia sericata (common green bottle fly)
Lineage: Eukaryota; Metazoa; Arthropoda; Insecta; Diptera; Calliphoridae
Product: ATP synthase subunit b, mitochondrial-like
Exons: 1
Coding region: 84-818 (244 amino acids)
Biological process (GO): proton motive force-driven ATP synthesis
Molecular function (GO): proton transmembrane transporter activity
Source: RefSeq, a predicted model, not a curated record